This is a messenger RNA of Lethenteron reissneri (Far Eastern brook lamprey), 3141 nucleotides long. Its product is annotated as DNA nucleotidylexotransferase-like. The record is from RefSeq and is a predicted model, not a curated record. Gene Ontology annotation, biological process: double-strand break repair via nonhomologous end joining. Gene Ontology annotation, cellular component: nucleus. NCBI's taxonomy places the organism in Eukaryota, Metazoa, Chordata, Hyperoartia, Petromyzontiformes, Petromyzontidae. Gene Ontology annotation, molecular function: DNA-directed DNA polymerase activity; DNA binding.
GCGACACGGCGGAGGCUGCAAGGCGGAGAAGAUGACGAGAGAGACGCGGCACCACCGUUGUUGAACAUUAACCGACGACUGGACAAAACAACAACAACCACCGCCAUUCAGCCACUAAGUGUCGGUGACGUUCACUACGACGCUCGUGCCAGGCCACGUGCGCGUCGAGGCCACGUGCAGCGUCGAACGCCCUGCCGCGACGAAACACCGCGCGUGCCCAUUUUAUCGUCCGUCCGAUCGUCUCCCCACCAUGGCCGGGCUCAACCCGAGGAAGAAACGACGGAAGGAACGGGACGACGCGAGCGAGGUGUCCUCGCACGUCAAGUUCGACGAGGUGGUCGUGUAUUUGGUGGAGAGGAGGUUGGGUGCCAGCAGACGCCAGUUUCUCUCGGCUCUGGCCAGGAGCAAAGGCUUCCGCGUGGAUAACCGCUUUAGCGGCGCGGUCACACACGUGGUGUCUGAGGGCCUGUCUGCAGACGAGGUGCUGAAAUGGCUGGGGCAGAACGGGGGUGCUGAUAUCUCUGCCGCCUCUGCAAAGCCGACGUUGCUUCACAGCACUUGGCUUACUGCCAGCAUGGAAGCCAACCAUCCCGUCUCAGUGCAGCCAACACACAUAUUACAGGUGAGCCCCACUGACGUUUCAACUCUGCCGCAAUGCGCGCAGCUAUCAACCAUUGCUCCGUACGCCUGCCAGAGGAGGACCCCCUUGGAGCAGCCGAAUCAACGGUUCACGGAUGCCCUGCAGACCCUGGCAGAGAAUGCCAGGUUCGGCGAGAGUGAUGGACGGGCCCUGGCCUUCACACGGGCAGCAUGUGUCCUCAAAUCACUGCCAAGCCCCCUGAGCAGUGUGCGGGACCUGGACGGGCUGCCGGGAGUGGGCGAGCACUCGCGCGCUGUCAUCAAGGAGCUUCUAGAAGAACAAUCCUGUCCGGAGGUGAACCGUGUGCUUUGCGAUGAACACUACAGAACGAUGAAGCUUUUUACCAGCAUCUGGGGUGUUGGGGUCAAGACGGCAGAGCGGUGGUUUCACAAUGGACUUAGAACCUUGCAGGAUGUCAGAACUAAGCCUGAUCUAAGGCUUACCAAGGAGCAAGAGGCAGGGGUGGCCCAUCACGAAGACUUGAUGGAGCCCGUGACCAGCUAUGAAGCCAAGGCUGUGUAUGAGCUCAUCAAGGACACGUGUUCCUCACGCCUUCCUGACACCAUCGUCACACUCACUGGUGGAUUUCGCAGAGGCAAGCCCAGUGGGCAUGACGCGGACCUGCUCAUCACUCACCCAGAGGAGGGCCGAGAGAUCGGGCUGCUGACCUGGCUGCUGGAGGAACUGCAACACCAGGGAUACAUCCUUUUUGCAGACUACAAGAAGAACACGUACCAACAAUCUAAGGCUAAAAUGCACAGCAGCAGCAGCAUGGAUCAAUUCGAGCGCUGCUUCACCAUUUUCAAACUUCCCUCGGACUUAGUAAAAAGUGCAAGCGAAGGGGCGAGCGGGCGCCGUGACACGGAACAUCCGGCGGUGGCGGCGGCGGUGGCGGUGGCGGUGGCGGCGGCGGCGACUCGGCACGAGAGCUCAGCAGAUGGCGAAGGAGGGGCCGCGUGCCCCGCCGAGACCGACGCAUCAGCGGAGGAGGCGCCUGUCUCGGAGCGGCCACGGUGCCCGCGCAGGAGCUGGAGAGCCGUCAGAGUGGACCUAGUUGUUUGCCCUCACAGACAGCAUGCGUUUGCCCUUCUGGGCUGGACGGGCUCCCAGCAAUUUGAAAGGGAUUUGAGACGAUACGCCAGCCACGAGAAGAAGAUGAGUCUCAACAGCCACCACCUGUACGACCAGACACAGAACACGUUUUUGAACGCAACAACGGAACAACAGAUAUUCAGUCACCUGCAGUUGCCUUUUGUGGAGCCUUGUUUCCGCAAUGCUUAAGAAAAAGAUUCAAUUGGAAGCCAACUGAUUUUUUUUUCCCUCCUGUGUCAAGUUCACUGAACAAUUACAACGCACAACCAUUAUCUCUACACAGAUGUGCAUGCAUGCGUACAAUUGUGCAAUGUCAGGUUUUUGUGUACAAGGUUUGUAAGCGGUUAAAUUACAGUGCUCAUUAAAUGACAUUACCUUAAUUCAGCUCAAGUGUUACAGAUAUGCGCAGCUCUUUGAAAUGCACGGCAAAUUAUUCUGAUCCACGGCAAAUUGAGUAGCAGCACCGCUAUUUUUAGCAUUAAUUGUUAAUGUUUGUGACAUCCUAUCAAAACCUAGACACGAGAUGUACGCUAUUCAGGUCAACAGAGAUUAUUCAUUACAAUUUUUCUUAUUUUAUCCCCUUCAUAUGUUUUUUUUUCAUGCAUUGUCACCUUUGUGACACCCAUUUUACCCAGGGAGCCACACGGCCGCUUUGUUUCUUAAAACGUUAACAAGCAAUUUACGAGCGUUCCUACACUUGUGUGACAAUGGGUGAUGCUUCAUUAUAGCCGGCGGCGAGGGCUGCCUUGGAAGGAGAAAUAAAUAAAUAUAAACCGCCCGCAACAGCAACACGGUGGAAGCGCAUGUGUACCUUUGUUCAAUCAAUCGGUGCCUUUAAUUCAGUUGGUAAAGUAGCAGCGGAAUGUCCUUUAACGGUGACACGAGAUUGGCUGCCGGUUGAUCCUGGCCGAGCGGUCCGCGCGUUUGCCGCUUAUUGAAGAGGUUUCUUGGUUCGAGCCCCAGCGGCUGCCCUGGGUAAAAAUACGUCGGAUGCGACACUAACGCGUGCACCCCGUCUGCUUCACAAGUUGAACGGACAGAUCUCCUGUGCCGAGUAAGCCACGUGCACAAGGCGAAUAUGGUUCAAAUUUGCAAGAAAUCAACCGAUUGCUGUACUUGGUAGACCAUAGCCAUCUUUGAAACAGAGCGCCCCAGCGUGACAGCCUUGCAGUAUAAAAAUGACGCGAAUAACUCACGCGCUAAAUUAUUCAGAUAGCACUGCUAAUUUUAUCCAAAGUAUAUCGUGAGAUUUAUAUUGUCGUGAAGGUACUUUCCAAAUGCAUUUUUUGUAAUUAGAGUGCUAUUUGCUUUUGAAAAACAUCUGUUGAUAAAAGCAUUAAAUGUAAUUACGGUGAGUGUGCCAUCGUUGCAAAUACUGAACCGAUGUUCAAAUGUUGGUUUCAAUAAAA